AUGUCGUCUUCCUCCACUGCAGCUGGUGCAGCUGGCGCUGCCGCCUCGACGCCAGUGAUUGCGAGCGACAAGCGGCCCAUUGUGCUCAGUGGACCCUCUGGCGUCGGAAAGAGCACGCUGCUCAAGAAGCUCUUCGAGGAGUUUCCGCACGAUUUCGGGUUCAGCGUUAGCCACACAACAAGGGCGCCGAGGGAGGGCGAGGUGCGCGGCCAGUCGUACCACUACGUUACGCCCGACGAGUUCGAGUCGCUCGUCCGCUCCGGCGCCUUUCUCGAGCACGCCCAGUUUGGCGGGAACCGCUACGGCACCACGGCCAAGGCCGUCGCCGACGUCUCGACCGAGGGCGUCCAGGGCCGCGACGGCAGCUCGAAUGCGCGUAGGGCCGUGCUCGACAUCGAUGCCCAGGGCGUACAACUGAUCAAAGCCAACCACGCAAGCCUGCGACCCAUCUACAUUUUCGUGUCGCCGCCGUCGUUUUCGACGCUGCGGCAGCGGCUGACGUCGCGGGGCACCGAGAGCGACGAGAGCAUCGCCAAGCGGCUGGGCAUGGCCGCGUCCGAGCUCGCCUACGCCCGCCAGGCCGGGUCGCACGACUGGAUCAUUGUCAACGACGACCUCGAACGCGCCUACCAGCUCCUCAAGUCGGCCAUCUUUGAGACGCUACAGCCCGGUCAGGACGACCGGAUGCCCCCGCCAGAGCAGGAGGAAAACGAGUGGGCGGCCAAGAGAGCCUAG
This is a messenger RNA of Pseudozyma flocculosa PF-1, 735 nucleotides long. RefSeq lists its product as uncharacterized. Gene Ontology annotation, cellular component: cytosol. The coding region runs from base 1 to 735 and encodes 244 amino acids. NCBI's taxonomy places the organism in Eukaryota, Fungi, Basidiomycota, Ustilaginomycetes, Ustilaginales, Ustilaginaceae. Gene Ontology annotation, biological process: purine nucleotide metabolic process. The transcript has 3 exons. Gene Ontology annotation, molecular function: GMP kinase activity. The record is from RefSeq and is a predicted model, not a curated record.